Messenger RNA from Osmia lignaria (orchard mason bee), 1343 nucleotides. RefSeq names its product Juvenile hormone binding protein 3. Gene Ontology annotation, biological process: multicellular organismal reproductive process. The record is from RefSeq and is a predicted model, not a curated record. Lineage: Eukaryota; Metazoa; Arthropoda; Insecta; Hymenoptera; Megachilidae.
CUGACCUCCACCGUAUUCAUUUCAAGUCCAGCCAUCUGAUCGUUCGUGGGUGACGAAACAACCCUGCAGAUCUUUUCCGCCUGUUCGACGAACGUCCGAGAUCCUCGUUAAUUUCCAAUUUUUUCUUUCUAAAGGAAAAGAUGAGAAAGAUUGUGUUAAUAGGACUGGUCGUCGCGACGAUCCUUUCUACUACUUUUGCACGUGAUUUGCCUGAUUUUCUACACGUUUGCAAAAGAAAUGAUCCAAAUCUGGGUGACUGCAUCAAGAACAGUGUGGAGAAUUUCAAACCACACUUACACUCUGGAUUACCAGAAUACAAUAUUCCAUCCUUGGAACCAUUGUUCCUGAAAGAAUUGGUGGCUACUACAGGAGCUAGCAUCAGACUAAAGCUGUCGAACAUUCGUGUCAAUGGUGCCAGCAAUUUUGCUGUGACGAGAUUGAAGGCCAACGUGGACACUCUUCGUUUUGUCAUCGAACUGGAUCUCCCAAGGCUCUCCAUAAACAGCGACUACGAAGUAGAUGGAAAAGUUUUACUGCUACGAAUCCAAGGAACAGGACUCCUGAAUGGAAACUUCACAGAUUGCAAAGCAUUGGUGAAGAUCCAGGCUGAAGUAACGAAAGGGCAGGACGGUCUGAAUUACGUGACGAUAGUCGACCUGAAAACAAAAAUAUCAGUUGGCAGUGGUGAUCUGAAGUUAAACAAUCUAUUCGGUGGCGAUCCAGUCUUAGGCGAAGCUGUUAAUGGGGCCAUCAAUAGUAAUUUCGAUGCCUUCAUCGACGAAUUGAAACCCGCCCUUGAAAAUGGUAUUUCUGAAACAUUCAUCAAAAUUGCAAAUGGUAUUCUAUCGCAAUUUACAUACGAAGUACUUUUCCCACUUUCUUAAAAAAUUUCUUUCAUUCUGUUGUAAAUUGACAAUCGACAGAGAGUUUUGUAAAAGAUGUUGAUGGAAGUGAAUAUUUUUUAGUCUUCAAGCUUUUGCUUUAUAAUAUUUAUCAAAAUGAAGAAGAAAAUAUUUUUGAUUAAAAAAUUUGAUAAAAAAUUAAAAAAUUCAGAACUGUUUAAUUUUUAAGGUAUCUUCUUUAAAGUUUCUAUUUUAUAUUUUGUAUUAUUUGAAUAUUCGUAUGUAAUUUUUUAAAUAAAGAAGAUAGGAUGUCAUAGACCAUCAUUGAAAUACUCUUUUCUUAUUGAUAUUGUCUUAUUAUCGUAAUUAUAAUAAUGUAAUUAUAAGGCAAGGGGUUAAAGACCAUUGGAAUCAUAUUGAAAUUUGAAUAUGGUUUGAUAAUUUAUACUUUACUCGUGGAAUAUUUGUUGUAAAUAUAAACGAUGAACAAAAUUGGAAAAA